CCAAUAGCCCAAAACAAAACAAGUGGCCUUCACCCGCUCCUUCUCCCCGCCAUUCGCACUACCGGGCAAUGGAGAUACUGAACCUUGUGGAUGCCACCAACCCGCUCUCUUUCGCCUCUGCAGCUCCCAAGCUCCGCCGUUGCCCGAUUUCCGCCGGCGGAAGUCUUCGUCCUAGCCGUGCUUGCAGCAACAUGGGAUAUACCAUAUUUACUUGGAGAAGAACAACUAAACUUUUUUCAAGCUCUAAGUGUGAUACUAGUUCUUCGAAGAAAAUGAGAUUCGUCAUACGAAAUGUAUCAGUACGGCCUUUGGAUGAGGAUACAGUAGAAGGUCAAAUCAAGAACAAUUCUGUCAGUGGUGAUGCAAUACGACAAUGUUUCCUUGACUUUUAUGCUGCACGUGGUCACAAGAUAUUACCAAGCUCAUCCCUUGUGCCUGAUGACCCUACUGUUUUGCUUACUAUUGCUGGGAUGCUUCAGUUUAAACCUAUUUUUCUUGGGAAGGAACCUAGACAUGUAGCCAGAGCUGCAACACCUCAAAGAUGCAUAAGGACAAAUGAUGUUGAAAAUGUCGGUCGGACAAGCCGGCAUCAUACCUUUUUUGAGAUGCUUGGGAACUUUAGCUUUGGUGACUACUUCAAGAGGGAAGCGAUUAAUUGGGCAUGGGAACUUACAACUAAGGAGUAUGCAUAAACUUUAUUCUUGAUGGACCAUGAAAUCUAGAUUGGUUUGGGUUGCCUCCAGAGAGGCUGUGGGUGAGUGUCUUUGAAGAUGAUGAUGAGGCAUACUCUAUCUGGCAUGAUGAGGUAUAAUGGAUUAGUUGAUGUUUGGAGGUCAGUUCAUCAUGUAUCAA
Molecule: messenger RNA, 852 nt
Organism: Dioscorea cayenensis subsp. rotundata (Guinea yam)
Lineage: Eukaryota; Viridiplantae; Streptophyta; Magnoliopsida; Dioscoreales; Dioscoreaceae
Product: alanine--tRNA ligase, chloroplastic/mitochondrial-like
Exons: 5
Coding region: 69-692 (207 amino acids)
Biological process (GO): tRNA modification; alanyl-tRNA aminoacylation
Cellular component (GO): cytosol
Molecular function (GO): aminoacyl-tRNA deacylase activity; amino acid binding; alanine-tRNA ligase activity
Source: RefSeq, a predicted model, not a curated record